UGAGGCUAUUAUUACAGCUAGGGUUGAACUAAAUCUAAAUAAAUUUAAUAUUACUUGAGCUGUGAUAUGGAGAUUCUUAGCCUUUUAUGAAAGUAGCCUAGCGGGCUUUCUGUAAUAUGUGCUGUAUACGGUUACUUAAGAGCAUAAUCAGCUAAGAAGGUUAUCUAGCAGAAACGUUAGCUAGCUCUCUCGAUAGCUUGUAACUUACGUUUUAUCAAGUGGGGCUGGCUCGGUCACUAGCUAGCUCAUUAACGCCGGAUAGUUAACCAGUUACAUAAAGUAUCCGCUUAGUUUAAUUACAUCAGAUUUCUUUCCUGAGAUAAUGGUUAACUUUAUCACAUAAUUGUUCAGUAUAAAUAGCUAGUCAGGCAAGGCUAGUUUGCUAGCUCAGUUGAUAGGCCAUCGAGUGUCAGGAAACAAGCUAAAAAAAAAGCCGAUAACGUCAACUAGCCGGGUCCUCCAGGCUGGUCAGAAUAAAUACAAAGGAAAUUCUUCGAGAUUGAUGCCUUCAGUGUCAUCACAUGUUGACUGAAAACAGGAAGCGGCAGCGUGGUGGCCAUGAUGAGGAGAGCAGCCACCUGGUGCCCCAAGCCAAAAGGCAAAGCAGAGCUCAUCCUCUCUCUCCUGAGCCAGGACGGGAUGCCUGGGACUCUGAGUCAUCCAACAGUGAGAGCAGCAGCAGCAUCAGUAGUCCAGAACAUGUGGCUGGGAGCUGCAGCAGUCGAUGUGCUGUGGGCCCCUGCAGUCCCCCAAGCUCAGCCGACUACUCCGAACUGGCCGGCCCUACAAACCUGGUGACCUACCUGCAGAUCAACCGCAUCCUGAAGGAGGCCCACUUCCAGAGUCUGCAUAGCCGAGGUCAGCUCACAGACACGCGAUGACCUAAU
Scomber scombrus (Atlantic mackerel) is the source of this 887-nucleotide messenger RNA. RefSeq lists its product as uncharacterized. The coding region runs from base 522 to 881 and encodes 119 amino acids. The transcript is spliced from 3 exons. The record is from RefSeq and is a predicted model, not a curated record. NCBI's taxonomy places the organism in Eukaryota, Metazoa, Chordata, Actinopteri, Scombriformes, Scombridae.